Rhinichthys klamathensis goyatoka is the source of this 2067-nucleotide messenger RNA. It is a transcript of the gene casp3a, whose product is annotated as caspase 3, apoptosis-related cysteine peptidase a. Gene Ontology annotation, biological process: neuron differentiation; positive regulation of apoptotic process; keratinocyte differentiation. Lineage: Eukaryota; Metazoa; Chordata; Actinopteri; Cypriniformes; Leuciscidae. The transcript has 7 exons. Bases 302 to 1141 code for a protein of 279 amino acids. Gene Ontology annotation, cellular component: cytoplasm. The record is from RefSeq and is a predicted model, not a curated record.
CUAGAGAGCUAGAGGUGUCGCCUGAGCACACUUCCUGGAUGCACAGUAACCGCUUUGUCGUCGGAAUCUUGUACAUUACAAGCUGUCAAUUACAGGACAUUCUUCAAUUUUUGCUUCCCAUUGGCUGGUCGUGCGAGACAACAAACAACAAAGAAAAUACAUCCGGCAUGCUGGUUCGGUGCUCAUUCUGUUGAGAGCCCUUUACAACGCGUUGUACGCCUCCAGUUACACUUAUAACAGCUUCUCUGGUGAAGAGGAAACCUUUUUUUUAUCUUUAAGAGUGAUCGUUAAACGUUUGGAGAUGAACGGAGACUGCGUGGACGCGCGGCGCGAGGCUACAACAGAUCCUGGUACAGAUGUGGCAUCUGGACUGCAGCCCAUGCAGGUGGACGCUAAGGGUCAGUCUCAUGUCUUCAGAUACAGCCUGAACUACCCCAACAUCGGGCACUGCGUCAUCAUCAACAACAAGAACUUUGAUCGCAAGACAGGCAUGAACCAACGCAAUGGCACUGAUGUAGAUGCAGGAAACGCAAUGAAUGCGUUUCGAAAGCUUGGAUACUCUGUGAAAGUUUAUAAUGACCAGACAGUAAUGCAGAUUAAGCAGGUUUUAACAACAGUCGCCCGUGACGACCACAGUCGCUGUGCAUCAUUAGUGUGUGUGAUGCUCAGUCAUGGAGACGACGGGGUGUUUUUUGGCACUGAUGGUUCUCUGGAGCUAAAGUCCUUAACUAGCCUGUUCAGAGGAGAUCGCUGCCCAUCGCUAGUGGGGAAGCCUAAACUUUUCUUCAUACAGGCUUGUAGAGGUACAGAGCUGGAUCCUGGUGUGCAGACUGAUGCCAGUAGCAGCUCAGAUGGUCCAGUGAGGAUCCCUGUGGAGGCAGACUUCCUCUAUGCGUACUCUACAGUACCAGGUUACUACUCCUGGAGAAACACCAUGAGCGGUUCAUGGUUCAUUCAGUCUCUCUGUGAAAUGAUAGCAAAGUAUGGCAAAGAACUUGAGCUCAUGCAGAUCAUGACCAGGGUCAACAAUAAAGUAGCGUACGACUUUGAGUCGACCUCCAACAUGCCUGACUUUGACGCUAGGAAACAAAUCCCCUGCAUUGUCUCAAUGCUCACCAAAGAGAUGUACUUCAAUCCUUAAAGGUACAAGGGAACUUUAAGGCAUAUGAUAUAGAUUUAGGGGUUGAGUUUAAAAGUGUAAGACCCUUUUUACACAGGGAAACUCUUUUUCAGAUCCACUUAUUUACCAGAAGCAUUAGCUGAACAUGCAUAGUUUGGGAUUUCUCUCCCAGGACUGUUAUUGUUGAUGUUUUUCCUAACAAGUCUAAUUGGCAUUUAAAGUUUUGUAGGUAAAAUUAGGUGCUCAGGUCUUUUUCAUCUUGUGACUAUAUACCAUUUAAUUGUCGCUUGCCUCUGGUUUUCUAAUAAAAAAAUAUAAUAAUAAUGAAUUUAAAAAAAGGUGGCAGAUUUACAGUAAUCAGGGACUUUGACAAACUUUAAUGUGUUAUUGCACUAAUUUGACUGAAUGGGAAUCAUAGGUGGGCAUUAAAUCAGUUAAAAGCAAUGGACAGUGAGAUUCCUCUAAAUUGAAGGGAAACCAGUGUGCCUGUUUUAAUGUGAAAAGCAAACCACAAUCAGAAGUAUUCCUGGUGCUUCUCACUGAGCCAUGUUGACAGAUUUUGAUAACUUCUGAAAUGUAAUGUGUAGUUUUCCACGGAGACACAAUAAAUGCAUUAUUUACAGACAUACUUUGUUAAGUGAAGUUAAGCUUUGGAAGGUAUCAGUGACAUCCAGUCCACUACCCCAGAAAAAUGUGUACAAGUCUGUGGGGCAAACGACUGUCCAAACCAUCACUGUAAGUGCAUAAAUGCACUCUUUUUGUUGUAAUGGUCAGCAUCAGUGACCUGAGAAAAACACUGUCAUGAAGAAUUCUUUCAGUUGAGGUCAUGCAUGCAUUGUGUACGUGAUGAAUUUCAAAUUAUGCAUACAUGAAAAGAAAUGUUUCAUGUUUAUUGUACAAUCAUUAAUAUAUGAUGUUUCUGUAUGUAAUUAAACAGCUCUGUGGUG